Molecule: messenger RNA, 414 nt
Organism: Striga hermonthica
Lineage: Eukaryota; Viridiplantae; Streptophyta; Magnoliopsida; Lamiales; Orobanchaceae
Source: the annotation of a GenBank genome assembly
CUUAGUUGGCUGCCCUAACUACCCGGUCGUACGGUCGUCUGCCUUUACUACCUUGGUGUUAGAAAUGCGUCAGAAUGCGUCAGGGAAUGUCAGAUACCGUUAUCGCCCUGGAUCACUCAUUGUGUGUCGCGUGUCCUCCGCUCGCGUGCUGGAGAUUUCAUUGGAGGCUCUAGUGUUCGACCACUUUUGGAUGAGCUACUGGGUCAUUCCAUCAGUGUUGGAUUCAACCACAUUUGGGCAACCGCCCUCUGUUAUGCUCGACCGUUUGGUGCUUCGACCAGCCCCUUUGUGCAUCGGGAUUUGUCAAGCCCUUAUGGAUCCGCUUAUCUCCGACCUUGAGACCUUCAUAGCUCGACGAGUAUUUUCUUUGACCAGCUUGAUCAACCUGGUUUAUUCUGUUAGCCCGACGGACUG